AAGGAAAAUGUAUAAUAAAAAAGAAAAGUACAGUUUUAAUACAAAAUACAAAGCAACAAAACAAAAGUCAUGUAUAUCUGACAAAACAAUCUGUUUCUGUUGUUGUUGAGCUUGAAUAUAGCACAAUGACAGGAUUAUGCAAAAUAAUAUACUUUAUAUGAAUAGACGUGUAAUUUAUGACAGUGUGAAUAAAGAUAUGUAUUUAAAAAGUGAAAAACAGUCAAAUCAAAGCUAUUUUUGAACUCAGAACAUGGUAUUGCUACUUAUAAAAUAUCUGAGUACAUUUUCCAGAUUGUCUAAUAGUGUUAAUAUGAUUAAUAUCAUAUAAAACGGUCUCCUUUCAAAAUAAAUGCAAGCACACACACCACACCUGCUCUUUCGCACACUCGGAGUGCUUCUGCUUUUAUUUUGAAAUUGGCAUCGCUGGAGUUGGCCCGAGCCAGCCGCGGCAGAUGGACUGGUUGAACCUCUUUUCUAGAGAAGAGUCCUGAAGCCACCCGUGUUACCUGUUGCUAUAAUCAGUGUGUCUGUCCCAUGUCCUUUUUAUGUGUUCAUUGUAUUUAUAUAAGAAUGUUCUGAUAUGUAAAACGAUCUUUUAAAUGUAGACACAAAUGGUGCUAAACUAAUAAUUGUUGAGUUGGAUUUUAAUUAAAGUACUUUUGACCUCACAUCUAAAGUGUUUCUACAAGAAGUGUCUUUAUUAGAGUUUAUUAGAGUAGAGUUUUUACCUUUAACAUUUGACAUUAAUUUGGAGAAAGUAGAUUCCAGACGUUUCCCCUGUUUGACUUGUUGGCCCAGAGAUGUAAAACCGUUCAGCAUGUUCAUUUGUGACGUCACAGUCUCGUGCUACAGGAUCGGCAGCGUUUCGAUGCACCUGUUCUAUACCUCCUGGAGCAGAGCGACACUGCCGGACUGAAGGCUGGGACAACAGCAGCAUGGGAGGUUUCUACUCCAGUGAAAAGAUGGCAGGAGUUUUCUCCUAUGAGAGUUCAGAACUCGACUGGUGUGAAGACAACUACAAACACUCUGAACAUGUAGUGGAGUACUUCAACACUAUGAGCAGCUUUUUUUUCUUCAUCAUAUCUCCCAUCAUGCUUUACCUUCUGCACCCUUACGCCAAAGAGAGAAACUUGGCGAUUCACAUGGUCUGGAUCUUGAUGAUAUUUGUAGGGCUCUUCUCGGCGUACUUCCACAUGACACUUAGUUUCGUUGGCCAGAUGUUGGACGAGUUGUCCAUCCUGUGGGUGUUGGCGGUGGCAUAUGCUGUCUGGUUCCCCCGCAGACUCUACCCUUCUUUUAUAAAGGAAAGGUCCACAUUUUCCAGCCUCGUCCUGGUGGUCACUGUCAUCUCCACAUUGUCCUCCUUUGUCAGACCCACAGCCAAUGCCUAUGUUUUAAACUGCUUUGGCCUCCAUAUGCUUUACGUUGUGGUUGCCGAGAUGCAAUGCUGCACUGACCAGAAAGCUCUGCGACUGGGGAAGCUGUCGGUGGCUUUGUGGGUUCUCGCCAUUUCCUGCUGGAUUAGUGACCGUUUUGGCUGCAGCUUCUGGCAGAGGCUAAACUUCUGCUACCUGCACGGUAUCUGGCAUAUUCUGAUUGUGAUAGCUGUGGCUUAUGCCAGCACCCUGAUUGCUUACCUGGAUGCCAACUAUGAGAUACCGUACUCUCUGCCUGGACUGCAGUACUGGCCCUGUGAUAAAUGGGCUGUCGGAUUACCUCACAUUGUCCUGAAGGGCACAACCAAAACACAGAAACGGUGCUAACAAAGUCAAAGUCCUUUGUAUUGGUACACUUCAUUAUUACAAGUGUAUGUGAAUGGGAAACUAUCACAAUGAUUUAAUCUAGUAACCUUUAUUCAGCAGUUGCCUCACCUAGAACAAACUGAAAUCACAAGAAUCUGACCUGAUCACUUCCAAAUUGUUGUUUCUUCUUCUUUUACUUGCCAGAUUAACACAAGAGAACAAUGUGUUGGACCAAAAUUAAGCUUUUUUAGAAAAAUCCUGUUAAAUGUUUGUUUAUGCCAAGUAUGAAUUACCAAAUGGGCCAACUGGACACAGGCCUAUAGGUUCCCUUAAACAGUAAUCUACCAAGGCACUCUCCACUUAAAAACACAGACAAAUGUAAAUAUACAAUACAGCAUUAGAUUAUAUAAAUUAUCAUAAAACAUGCAAUAACUCGGUUUGGUUUCUGUGCCCAAAUGCCAAGUGUUUUAUUAUCCAUCCAUGUUUUACACCAAUAUUGAUUGUAGACACAGAGCUUACACAAAUUGAUAUAUUUAGUUGAGAAACACAAAAACGUAUCUAUCAUCUACAUAUCAAAGUACAAAAUAUAGUAUAUUUAAAAAUACCCAUUAUUUAAAUGUUACCAUUGAUGACUUAACAACAUUAUCAUAUGUACUGUAGGUUUAUGCUUUUAAUACAGAAGCAAAUACAAAACAUUCAGUAAUAUUAUUUAAGUUAAAAUAUAUUAGUUUUUCUUUGGAAGAGGCAAGCUGAUGGGAAAAAUAAAAAUGUAAUUAAAGCUGCAAUCAGCAUUGAACGGGCCCUCACAUCUCCCCGCAAGUCAGGCAGGGGUACUGGCGAGACUCGGUUCUACACGUCUGUGCACUUCCACAACCACUGAACAAUGUGCACAUGAGAUCAACGUCAUUUCUUGAGUGGCGUGCGUGGUGCUGGAGAACACGCACGCCACGUCAUGUUGCCGUGUAUGUGAAAACCACCCCAUUUAAAUACCAUGUGAAUUGGAUGAUAUUUGACACAAAUGACUUCCAAUGACUCAAGAUGUCUUCAGGUCUGGACUCUUAUCCAGCGUGGGACAUUUAGGGCUGAUUGGAAAAUCUAAAGUCAAGUCACAACAGCUUCCUGUGUCAUGGUGAAACCUACAAAUUGCCCGUUGGGUCAUUGCAACGCCGCUCCACAAAAAUAGAAAAGCUUCACAAUUCCGCAUUGUGAGGUCUUGAGAUUCAGCUGACCAAAUUUGGGGUGGAUUUGUUAAAUCAUCUAAAUACUUGUAAAUUGCCUAAAAUUACAUAACAUUGUGUUGAUAUCGACUAUUGCUUCACAAUUUAGCAUCAAAUUAGCUGGAGGGUUAUACCAACCAAAUGUGAAACGAUAAAUCGAUGAAGAAAGAAAACUGUACAACAUUUUAAAUGGCCAACUUCCAUUUGGGCAGAGCUAAUGUGACAUUAAUAUGAGUACCAGAUUUCGUGAAUAUCGAGGAAACUGUUUCCCAACUAAGGCCUUACACUCAUUAGUGUCCCAAUUACUGCAGAACUUUGCUAUUUUCACCAGUUCUGAAGCAUGUGCCAAUUUUUUUGUUUCUGAGCAUCAGAAGUGCCUAAAAUAUGCAAUUGUGCAGUGGAAUAAUAAUCUGUCCUUUAUACUUUUGUUUCUAAAAAAACAAUACUGUUGCAAACAGAGCUGGGGCCAGCUGGUGUUUAGAGUUGAAUGAUGUUUAACUUCUGUGUGUAUGAUGAGGCAUGGUUCCAUUGAGACAUUUUAACACGAUGUCUGUCAAACAAUGCUUAAAUGUCUACAUCCUGGAUGACUGAGAACAUUUGAGAAUGUGUGUGUAUUUCUGAAGAGUUUGUAUUUGACUGUUAAAAGCAUGUUGGGUUUUGUUCAUAUAAAUCAACUGCUGUUAUUUAUUUUCAAGAUAUGAAUGCACAUUUAAUUCUGUACAUGGCGGAAUAUAUUGAUGUACCAUGUUUUCUUAUGAUGAAACUCUUGUUGUUCUCAGGAACAAUAACUACUGUAAUUAUUUAGAACAGUUUCUUUGAGUGGAAUAAACUACGUUGAAAUGUUGUUUACAUAGAGAUACCUCAAUAUGUGGUGGUUUCACAGACAUAUACUCUCAAUGUUGUACAAAUACCAGCUAAUUAAAAGUGAAUUAAAAGCAUUGUAGUU
Cyclopterus lumpus (lumpfish) is the source of this 3905-nucleotide messenger RNA. It is a transcript of the gene acer1, whose product is annotated as alkaline ceramidase 1. The transcript is spliced from 7 exons. The coding region runs from base 936 to 1763 and encodes 275 amino acids. Gene Ontology annotation, cellular component: membrane. NCBI's taxonomy places the organism in Eukaryota, Metazoa, Chordata, Actinopteri, Perciformes, Cyclopteridae. Gene Ontology annotation, biological process: ceramide metabolic process. Gene Ontology annotation, molecular function: hydrolase activity, acting on carbon-nitrogen (but not peptide) bonds, in linear amides. The record is from RefSeq and is a predicted model, not a curated record.